AUGCUCGGUGUGGCGCGUGCACUCCUCCGUAGUCUCUUUGUUGUCGGUGUCAUCGCGUCUGUCAUGUUGGCGACGGUGCACGGCCUCGCCGAGGCCAUCGACAUCAUCUUCUGCCUCCCGUUUCUUAUCUACGGAGCCACACUGGGCCUCUUUGAAGGUAUUCCGCUGUUGUUAGCGACGCGCCACGACGCUGCAUCGACCCCGUCACUGCCCGUCGUAUGGCAGUGCUAG
Saprolegnia diclina VS20 is the source of this 231-nucleotide messenger RNA. RefSeq lists its product as hypothetical. Bases 1 to 231 code for a protein of 76 amino acids. Lineage: Eukaryota; Oomycota; Saprolegniomycetes; Saprolegniales; Saprolegniaceae. The record is from RefSeq and is a predicted model, not a curated record. The transcript is spliced from 2 exons.